Molecule: messenger RNA, 2619 nt
Organism: Melampsora larici-populina 98AG31
Lineage: Eukaryota; Fungi; Basidiomycota; Pucciniomycetes; Pucciniales; Melampsoraceae
Product: pheromone processing endoprotease
Exons: 5
Coding region: 1-2619 (872 amino acids)
Biological process (GO): protein processing
Cellular component (GO): trans-Golgi network; Golgi membrane
Molecular function (GO): serine-type endopeptidase activity
Source: RefSeq, a predicted model, not a curated record
AUGAUAUCAAAAUCAAUCAAACUCAAAUCAUUCUCAUUCUCACUCUCAUUCUCAUUCAUCAUCUCAAUCCUCAUCAUCAAUUUAACUUUCAAUCAAAUCUCAGCAUCACAACAACCCAAAAAAAGACAUUAUGAUACUCAUGAAUAUUAUGUAAUCGAAAUCUCAGAAUCAGCAAUCCAUUUAAAUCCAGAAGAAAUCAUCAGACCAUUAGAAGUUGAAUUUGUAGAAAAAGUAGGAGAAUUAAAAGAUGUUUAUUUGGUAAGAGCAAGUAAACAAAUUGUAGAAUCAGGUUUUGAUCAUCCUUAUUAUCAUUCAAUCCAAAGUAGAUCAACAAAUCGAGAAUUAAAAAAAAGAGAUAGUGUAAUUGAACGUUAUGAUUUCUUUAAACGUUCAUUACACGAUCGAUCAGUAUUACAAGAAGUUCAAAAAAUCGAUCAAUCUUAUUACGAUCAACGUAGAUCAUUAACAGCACCAUUACUUUCAUCUAGACAAGCCAUCAAAUUAAUGAAAUCAAUAGACAAACAAGUUUUAAGAAAACGUCAUAAACGUGAUAUAAUUUAUAUUCCAUCAAAAGAUGGAUCAACACCUAUCAUUAAAAGAGAUUUCGAUCCUCCUACAAUUAAAAGAAGACAAGUAAUGAAAAGUUUAAGUCAAAGAUUAGGAUCUCAAUUUAAUAUCAAAGAUCCACUUUGGCCAAAACAAUGGCAUUUAGCUAAUGAUGAAAUGCGUCAACAUAUGAUCAAUGUAACGGAUGUUUGGGCCAGCGGGAUUACUGGAAAAAAUGUCACGGUUGCGAUUGUAGAUGAUGGAUUGGAUAUGACUUCAGAUGAUUUAAGUCCAAAUUUUUUUGAAGGUGGAUCUUGGGAUUAUAAUGAUCAUGCUCCUUUACCUGCACCUAGAUUACCUGAUGAUCUACACGGGACUAGAUGCGCAGGAGAAAUCGCAGCGAUUCGAAAUGAUGUUUGUGGAGUAGGAGUAGCAUAUGAUGCCAAAGUAGCAGGAAUUCGAAUUUUAUCAGCUUCAAUAAGUGAUGCAGAUGAAGCAUCAGCCUUAAACUAUAAAUACCAAGAAAAUCAUAUUUAUUCUUGUUCUUGGGGUCCACCAGAUGAUGGGAAAUCAAUGGAAGCUCCAUCUAGAUUAAUUUUUAAAGCUAUACUAAAUGGAAUUCAAAAUGGUAGAGGUGGAAAAGGUAGUGUGUUUGUGUUUGCAAGUGGAAAUGGUGGUGCAGUUGAUGAUCAAUGUAAUUUUGAUGGUUAUACAAAUAGUAUUUAUUCGGUGACUAUCAGUGCUGUUGAUCGAAAAGGUUUACAUCCUUACUAUUCGGAAGUUUGUUCUGCUAAUAUGGUAGUGACUUAUUCAUCUGGUUCUGGUGAUAAUAUUCAUACAACAGAUGUAGGAAAGAAUAAAUGUACAGAUCGACAUGGUGGUACAUCAGCAGCAGCUCCGUUAGGUGCAGGAAUUCUUGCAUUAGUAUUAGAAGCCCGACCCGACUUAACAUGGCGAGAUGUACAACAUUUAGUAGUUUCAACAGCAGAACCGAUCUUAAUGUCAGAUCCAGAUUGGCAAAAAACAGCCACAGGUAGAUGGUAUAAUCAUAAGUUUGGUUUUGGUAAUAUGGAUGCAUCUAGAAUUGUAGAAGCCGCCAAAACAUGGAAAUUAGUGAAACCUCAAGCUUAUUGGACUUCACCAAAUGUGAAUGCACUUAAACAAGUGAUUACAAAAGAAGGUGUUAGUUCGACUCUUGAGAUUAAACAAUCUGAUUUAGAUGGAGCGAAUUUCGAAACACUUGAACAUAUUACGGUUGCACUCAACGUUUUACACGGCCGAAGAGGGAAUGUUAGAGUUACACUUACGAGUCCACAUGGAACCGUUUCAAUCUUAGCAACUCAUCGAAGGUAUGAUGAAGCCGAAACAGGUUUUCCAGGUUGGGUCUUUAUGACGGUCAAACAUUGGGGUGAACCAGCUGCUGGGAAAUGGACAUUAUCAGUUUUAGAUCCACAUCAAACACCAGGAAAGAAUGGUACAUUUGAAGAUUGGGCUAUCGGACUAUGGGGAGAAUGUAAAGAUCCAAAGAUUCAAAAACUUUUCAAGAUGCCAGAUGAUUCUGAAAUUCAUUUACCUGUUGGACCACCUAUCUCAGGUGUACCAUUUGAUAAUGAGAAGACCAAAUUAUUAUCAAAACCGACGGCUCAUUUACCUGAAGAUCAUGCAGGAAUGGAAGAUUUCUUAACUGGUUUAGGAGGAAUGACUGGAUAUCUUUCUGGGAAAUCAGUUUGGAUCUUUAUUGUUUUUGGCACGACGAUUAUCGUUGGAGGAUCUUUAUUAGGUUGGAUGAUGAUGAGAAGAAUGAGAAGAAGAAGAAGAAUAGGAAUUGAUGAUGAUGAUGAUGAAACAGAUGAAGAUGAAGAUGAUCGAAUGGGACUUUUGUCAGGAGGAGGAAAAAGAAAAAGUCAAAGGAAGAAAGAAAUGAUGACCAAAGAACUUUAUGAUGCGUUUGGUGAUGGUGAUGGUACUCAAAGUGAUGUUGAUACAAAUGAAAAUGAACAUGAUGAUGAAGGAAUUGUUAAAUCAAAAGGGAAAGGAAAAGGAAAAGAGAAAGAAGAAUAUAGAGAUGAAUGA